ACAACAUGGCGGUCGGGGCAAGUUUAUUUAGAUAUUGUAUGAGGCAUCCUGCCCGAAUUCUUGUGAUAGGACUUCUUUUGCUUCUUGUGAUCGCUAGCAGGUUUCUCUACUCUUCAGUUCCAGAGCAGCAAAAUGCCCAGGAACUAAAUCUUGUGGCAGGAAGUCUAAUCCAACAUGUUCCCAAGAAUAUUGGCUGGAAGCAGAAUCAAGUGCAGCGUGAAAACGCAAAAAAACUGCAGCAAAGUUUACCUUCGAUGGACGAUGACAAAAAUCCACCUUCUAUGGUAGAUUUGAGCUUUAGUAAACUCAAAAAGAAAGAAGAUAAUUUAACGAAAAAGAUCAAAGGAGGAGUUAAAGACGACAGCAAGGUGGUAUCUGAUGCAGAAUAUAAAGUGAAGUUGAAAGAGGCAGAGGUUGAGACAGCCGAAAAUGAUUUAGAUCACAGGAAAAUGCAAAAUAAAGCACUGAAGAAAGACAUGCAACAUAAGAAUAAAGCUCAACACUCACCGUUCGAAAGCGAAGCAAGUGAUGAAGAGUUAAUUAAGAAGACAUCAUUGAUGGAAGAGAAGUCUCUUGUUCCUAACCAUAAAGGGCCUGAAAAAGUUUCCCAAAAAAACCACAGUGACAACCUCGAUGGAAACCAAACUGUUAGGAAGAAGAAAAAGAAUGAAAAGAAAGGAGUAACUCCUGUUAUUUCACAGCAAGAGGAGAACAACAUUAUGAUGAUCCUUGCCAAAGUUUCCCAGACAAGCUCUUUAGCUAAAAGGUUCAAACGAUGUGUGUUGUCCAUCUGUGAACACUCCAGCAUAAAUUUGGCUUUUCAUAUUAUAACAGACAAAGUUGGAAAACUUACCUGUGAGGAUACAUUUAAUCAGGCUGGUAAAGUGUGUAAGCACAGCCUGAAUGUGAGUUAUUAUGAUGUUCACAAUGUAUCUAGUCAGGUCAAACUAAUCACUAAAGAAAUUCAGAAUCUCUUCAGUACUGGCACUGUUUCAUACUUCAAUCACCCUCUUUUCUUUGUAUCCACUGCCAUUCAUCAUGUGCUGCCGCAGACCAUGAAACGUAUCAUAUCACUGGACUCUGACCUGUUUUUCCAGGCAGACAUCAAGCAACUGUUUGCAAUAUUUGAUGACUUUAAAGCCACAACCAUAUUUGGUCUAGCACGAGAGCAGCAGCCUGUUUACCGACACAUUCUACACAUGUAUCGUGAUAGGCAUGCUGGUACAAAAGCUGGAGAACCACCUCCAGAUGGUGCAACAGGUUUUAACAGUGGUGUCAUGUUAAUUGACUUACAACGUAUGCGUGACUCAAAGAAGUACAACCAGCUUCUUGAUAACAAUGCAGUGAUGGAGAUAGCAAGAAAAUACACCUUCCAAGGACAUCUUGGAGAUCAAGAUUUUUACUCAUUGCUCAACUUGGAUUAUCCUGAUUUUUUCCAUGUGCUUCCUUGUUCAUGGAAUCGUCAGCUCUGCACAUGGUGGAGGGAUCAUGGUUAUGCAGAAGUGUUUAAUUUAUAUCACAACUGUUCUGAGACAAUUCAUGUUUAUCAUGGAAACUGUGAGACUAAAAUGCCUAAUGAGUAACUGAGACUGGCAAGACUGACAUAAAGGCUGAGGAUGAUCAUGUUGAUAAUGUCCUGAUAAAGGCAAACACCAAUGUCUGGGGAAAAAAUCAAAAUGUCCCCCUUAGAAGGGCAUGGUUGUAGGUUUCCUUAGACCCUGUCUCCAGAGGCACCAGCCCUUAGUUAUGUAAAAACAGCAGAGUAACAUAGGAGACGGUGACCCAAAGCUGGAGACUGACUGGUAACUUAUUGCCUACCAACUGCUCACCUACUCUGUGAAAAGUAUCUCUUUAUAUCACUCUCCAUGCUCAUUUGUAUCUCAGCAAUUUAAAAUCAAAGUGCAACAUUUUUUGUACUCUUUUUUUAAUGUUUUGCUGCGCUAAUAUCAGAAGCCAUAUUCUCCAUAUGCUUCUCUUUACAUUUCCUCUGGCACUGGUUAGGAGAAUUCCUUUAACAAUCAAAGCCUCUUAGGUUGGUUGUCAUUUCCUUUAUUCUCACAAUGUUAAUGAAUGAUUCAGCAGUAUUACUGUUAGGAGAAAUUAGAUACUGGUCACUCUAAGAGUUUAAAGGGUUAAUUCCACAGAAAAUCCAUACUCACUAGUGACACUACAAGUUUUACUUUUUGUUGAUUUUUUUUUUUUUGAGGCACAUGAAAAUAUAAAUGGUUAUAAAGUAUAGAAGAGAUGUUUUAUGUUUAUGGGAAAAAGCGAGAGAAGGUAUCACCUGUACAUAUUCUGUUAUUCAUUUUACUGGUAUUGGGUUCAUUUUGCCUAAAGGUGAAAUAUAUGAGAUGGACGCAUUUUUAACAUUACAAAUUAAAUGAGGUAUGGAAAAAAAUAAUUUAAAAAAUCAUCACAACAACGGCUGUAGUCUUGUUGAGAUAAGAGACUUCUCAUAGAAAGAACUUUGUUUGGGAGAUUAGUGGAAAUCAAACAAAGGGAAAUUGCAAGAGGUGCUAGCACUGUUUUUACUGGGAGUGUGUGUGUG
Molecule: messenger RNA, 2548 nt
Organism: Pocillopora verrucosa
Lineage: Eukaryota; Metazoa; Cnidaria; Anthozoa; Scleractinia; Pocilloporidae
Product: xyloside xylosyltransferase 1-like
Biological process (GO): protein O-linked glycosylation via N-acetylgalactosamine
Cellular component (GO): endoplasmic reticulum membrane
Molecular function (GO): xylosyl alpha-1,3-xylosyltransferase activity
Source: RefSeq, a predicted model, not a curated record